AUGGAAAACCACCACCACCACAACCAUAACCAUAACCAGAAUGACCGAAGAGAAGGCCACAAAAUAGUUGUGGUAAUGGUGCCACUACCAGCUCAAGGCCACCUCAAUCAGCUUCUCCACCUUUCCCGUCUCAUCUCAUCCUACGGUAUUCCCGUCCACUACGUCGGAACCACCACCCACAGCCGCCAGGCCAAGCUGCGCAUCCACGGAUGGGAUCCUCUCGCCGCCACAAACAUCCAUUUCCAUGAAUUUCCAACCCCUUCUUUUCUCUCUCCCCCGCCCAACCCUAAUGUCUCCUUCCCAUCACAUAUUUUGCCAUUAUUUUAUGCAUCAUUGAGGCUUCGCGAGCCUGUUGGUACACUUCUACGCUCACUAUCAAAUACAAGUAAAAGAGUCGUCGUCAUUCAUGACUCUCUAAUGGCUUCCGUCGUGCAAGACGUCCCUUCAAUACCGAACGCCGAGUCUUACAGUUCUGAAAGCGUAUCAGCUUUUUUCAUCUCCUUGUUCCACUGGGAAACGGGAAAACCUAUCCCAAUUGAACCGGAAAUAUUAAAAGAGGCUCCAUCUCUCGAAAGUUGUGUGACAUCGGAGUUUAUGGAAUUUUUACAAACACAAGAACAGCACGGGAGAUUCAACUCUGGAUCUCUUUACAACACAUCCAAAUCAAUAGAAGAUCCGUACCUCGAUAUGCUAGCAGAGGACCAGAUUAUUGGAACUAAGAAGCAAUGGGCUAUAGGGCCAUUCCAUCCGGUUGAAAUAUCGAAGGACGAAGGUUCAAAUAGGCGUCAUUCAUGCUUGGAGUGGCUUGACAAACAGGUUCCAAAAUCUGUGAUUUUUGUAUCUUUUGGAACCACCACUUCAUUGUCUGACGAACAAAUCAAAGAGCUUGCAAUUGGAUUAGAACAAAGCGGGCAAAACUUCAUCUGGGUGUUGCGAGAUGCAGAUAAAGGAGAUAUAUUUGCAGGAGAAGUUAGAAAAGCUGAACUGCCAAAAGGGUACGAAGAGAGAGUGGCAGGAAGAGGAAUAGUGGUGAGAGACUGGGCACCACAAUUGGAGAUUCUGGGGCAUCCGUCAACAGGUGGUUUCAUGAGUCAUUGUGGGUGGAAUUCAUGCAUGGAGAGUAUGAGCAUGGGAGUGCCAAUAGCAACCUGGCCAAUGCAUUCAGACCAACCA
This is a messenger RNA of Ilex paraguariensis (yerba mate), 1173 nucleotides long. The record is from the annotation of a GenBank genome assembly. NCBI's taxonomy places the organism in Eukaryota, Viridiplantae, Streptophyta, Magnoliopsida, Aquifoliales, Aquifoliaceae.